Leishmania major strain Friedlin is the source of this 1803-nucleotide messenger RNA. Its product is annotated as putative UDP-galactose transporter. Gene Ontology annotation, cellular component: Golgi membrane. Gene Ontology annotation, biological process: pyrimidine nucleotide-sugar transmembrane transport. The record is from RefSeq and is a predicted model, not a curated record. Bases 1 to 1803 code for a protein of 600 amino acids. The transcript has a single exon. NCBI's taxonomy places the organism in Eukaryota, Euglenozoa, Kinetoplastea, Trypanosomatida, Trypanosomatidae. Gene Ontology annotation, molecular function: pyrimidine nucleotide-sugar transmembrane transporter activity.
AUGAGCUGUGGGCGGUGGCAGGAGUAUGCGCGUGGAGGAACAGAUGUGCUUGUUUGCUGUGCCGGAGUGCGCAGGGGGUUGCUCUGCCUGCCCUUGUCGCGCCCCUCCCCGCCUCCACGGCGAGGCGAGCCCCUAACACACCACUUUGCCUGUUUGCCGCCCCACAAUACGAAGCAUAUGCACAUACGGCGCCAAGCGUCCGAAGGAUCUCCCAAGGCCACCCGCGUGAAGCGGCAUCCCCGAAUGCGGGCCGAUGCGACGGGCGCCUCCCCCCUGUGUCCUCGCAAGCGGCGUGUCUCGCCUGCACCUACCCACACACUCUUCUCCUCUUCCACGCCUCUCUCGCCCUCCACCGUCCCCGCGUGCUCUGACGAAUCCCUCAAGAAGCAUUUCGUCUGCCGCUCCUCCCGCUCUGGGACGUCACACUACCACCAUUGCAGCGUCGACAUGGGCAGCUUUUCUUCGCCAAUGUGGGUGCGGCGCUACGUGCUCAACUUCAAUGCCGCGGCGCUGGUGCUGCUAGCGGUGCAGAACGCCGGGUAUCUAGUCCUGAUAAGCUAUUCGCAGCAGCAGGGGAAAGAGUACCAGCUGCCUGCUGGCGGUGCAGAAGCGGAGGAAGAGGAGGGGCGUACGGUCACCUUCAAGGCUUCGCACUUUCUCGCGGCGACGGAAUUGGUGAAGCUCUUUCUAUCGUUCCUGUGGUGCGUCGUGGACGAAGCUCGGGCAAUGCAGCAGGAGCGCUGUUCUGCCGGCGCAGUCGCGACACCAACGGCGGCGUUGCCGGUUGAGGAUUCCGGGCGGUGCAGCAUCGCACCAUUUGCCGAGACGCCCAAGUCCGUCGCGGGUGCCUCGUGUCAUCUCUCGCACAAUCUCGACGACGCCGCAGACAACAUGGACGCUGAAUAUUUCGAUCACGCGGUCCCGCUGCGGUUUCUCUUUUCCCGAAAGAGGUUCGCUGCUGUAUUUCUGAGCCGCAUGCGCCAUGCCCUCGGGCUGGAUCACAAGUACAAAGAGGCGCUGCUCAUGAUUGUGCCCGCCAUUGUCUACGCUAUCCAGGGGCUGCUGCUCAUCUACUCCCUCAAGCUGUUGGACCCAACCGUGUUUCAGGUCCUGUAUCAGGUGCGCAUCCUCUUCCUGGCAGUCAUGAUGCGGGUCGUGCUGGACUUCCGUCUCUCGCCCAUCCGGUGGGGCGCCCUGGUGGCGCUGAUGUUUGGUAUCACACUGGCACAGAUGGGUGCGCAGAGCACGCGAGCGGAUAUGACAACCAGUAAAGCAGAUGACGCUGCACGAUCAGAGAUGGAGAUCGCUGCGGCAACCGAAAAGACCUCCAGCACGUGGUCAAUGGAGGGUACACUGGCGGCGCUCGCUGGCGGCUUCCUGAGCGCGUUCUCCGGUGUGUUCAUGGAGUUCGUGGUGAAGAAGCGCGGCAACCAGUUCCACCUGUCAGCGCGCAACAUCCAUCUCGCGUUCUUCUCGGUCGUGUACUUCUUUAUUGUCUUCCUGUGCGAGGUCUUCCAGCCGGAAGAGGGGGGAGGCGGGCUUGAUGAGUUCGCGAGCACGUUCUUCGACGGCUUUACCAGGCUGGUGUGGUUUCUGGUGGUCCUGCAGGCGAUUGGCGGGAUUCUCGUGGCUCUGGUGGUGCGCUACUGCGACAACAUCGUAAAGUCGUUCUCCACGGCGUUCGCGAUUGUGCUGAGCGGCACGGCGUCCGUGUUUCUGUUGCACACGCCGCUGAACGGGACGUUUCUGCUGGGCUCCUUCCUUGUGAUGACCUCCAUCACCAUGUACACCGCGAAGAAGUAA